Molecule: messenger RNA, 4078 nt
Organism: Melitaea cinxia (Glanville fritillary)
Lineage: Eukaryota; Metazoa; Arthropoda; Insecta; Lepidoptera; Nymphalidae
Gene: DCTN1-p150
Product: dynactin subunit 1
Exons: 30
Coding region: 34-3933 (1299 amino acids)
Source: RefSeq, a predicted model, not a curated record
UGUAUUUAUUUAGCAGUAAAUAGGCUAAUAAAGAUGUCGGACAAGCACUUUACUCUGGGCCAACGUGUAAUGGUCGUAGGCAAAGAAGUCAAAGGUUCUAUUGCUUAUGUCGGGUACCCUACCUUUGCGACCGGGAAGUGGAUAGGAAUAAUAUUAGAUGAGCCUAAAGGAAAGAACAACGGAACUGUCAGAGGACAUUCUUAUUUUCGUUGCGAUGAAAACUAUGGAGUGUUCGUACGACAGACACAAAUCCAACUACUUGAUGCAGAGGACAACCCCAUGGAGACCUCCAUGACUGCGUCUAUCGAGGAGAAACCUUCAUCUAACAGGCGAUUGAGCAGGGUGCGGAGGAAGGCGUCGCCCGCGCAGACCAAAACCGGAAGUUUGUCAAUGUCGAGUUCCAGGACGUCUCUCGCGAGCAGCCGCCAGUCUUUGACGUCGUAUGUUUCACCUACUACCGAGAGGGCUACCUCGCCAGAUCUCACUGGGAAGAGGGCAUCUUUUGUUGAGACUGGUUUCGUGGAGACCCUGACUCCUCAGUUCACUCCAGGACAAAGUUUGACUUCGCCGCAGCCAGUUUCCACAGCGGUUGAAGAUAAACUGGCUAACAUGCAGGCACAACAGGAGAUUAUAGCCCUUAAAUCUGAAGUCGAAGAUCUCAAGGAGAAGUUGGAAACGCUGAAGGUCCGUCGCGCCGAAGACCGAGACAAGAUCCGGGAGCUGGAGAGGGUCCGUCUCCAGCUGGAUCAGGCGAACGAGUUCAAAUCCAAGAUUAUGGAGUCGCAGGCUCAGUUACAGCGGGAUUUGCAGAGGGCCAAACAGGAGCUCCGAGAGGCUCAAGAGGCACUCGAACUACACAACGAUGAGACAGCCGAACUUCAAGAGGCGGCAGAAAUGGCAGCCCUUGACAAGGAAAUGGCCGAAGAAAGGGCAGAAGCGCUACAACUGGAGCUGGAACAGUGUCGAGACAAACUGGAGGAGGCUACGCUCGACCUGCAGCUCAUGCGCGCCGAGAUGGAGGCCGGCGGGAACAUACAGCACCCGUACGCAGCGGGCGAGGGCGCGACGGGCUACGAGCUGCGCCAGCUGCAGCAGCAGAACGUGCGCCUGCGGGACACGCUGGUGCGCCUGCGCGACCUGUCCGCGCACGACAAGCACGCCAUGCAGAAGAUGGCCAAGGAUUUGGAGCAGUAUAAGUCUGAGAUAGCUGAACUUAGCCGGACAAAGGAGAAGCUGUCAGCCCGCGUUGAAGAGUUGGAAGCGCAAGUUGCUGAUCUAAGGGAACAGGUCGACGCAGCUCUUGGUGCCGAAGAGAUGGUCGAACAGCUCGCUGAGAAGAAAAUGGGCUUAGAAGAUCAGGUUGAACAACUAAAACAAGACGUCCAAGAGUUAGAAGCGCUGCAGGAAGUACACGAACAGCUGGUGGAGUCCAACCGAGAGUUAGAGAUGGACCUUCGUGAGGAAUUGGAAAUGGCUCAUGCUGCUACAAGGGAGGCUAUAAGAGAACGGGAAGCGGCCCUGGAGACAAUACUGGAUAGAGAUCUGACAAUAGUUAAAUUCAGAGAACUCGUCCAACGGAUGACCGAACAACACAACGAAUUGAGGAGUCAGUUGGAAUCCAAGCAAGUCAACACUACAAUCGUACUGUCCCCAGCGGGAACAGCGGUGGUGUCCAGCGGUACGGAGGCGACCACCAGCCCCGAGGUGCGCGCGUCGCCCCCCGAGCUGGGCUCGCUGGUGCAGCAGUCGCGCGCCUCCACGCGCUCCGUGGACCUGCAGCUGCGCGCGCUGGAGCUGGCGCAGGCGCGGGCGCGCGCCGACAUGCUGGCCGCCUGCCUGCCCGACCACUUCAUGGCGCCCACCGGUGACCACGACGCCAUAAUGUUCAUCCUGCUGUUGCAGCGAUUGAACACUAAGGCCGAGAUCAUAAUGGGACAGAUUAGGGAAAAAUUCCCAGCUGUGAACGUGUGGGACAAGGAGUCCAUAAUGAGGACUCACACUGCGGUGCAAUACAGCUUCAGAUGUCAACUGGAGUAUCAGCUACAUAUGAUACAGUGUAUGGUGUGCAUGUGGAGCGGCGCUCUGGAGCGCUGCAGCCCCGAGCUGCUGCUGCGCGCCGCCUCCGCGCUGCCGGACGCCGCGGCGCAGGAGAGGGCGCUGGACGCCGCCGCGCAGCUGCUCAAGACCAACGAGCUGGACGAGAACUGCUCGCUGGAUGGCAUGGAGCGGUGCUGGACGUACCUGGCGGCGAUGUGGAGCGCGCUCAACAUGGCGGCGGUGGAGGGGGCGGGGAGCGCGCGGGAGGUCGUGCUGCACGCCUGCGCCGCGCUCGACGCGCUGGCGCGGGCGCUCGCGGCCGACGCGAACGCGCUCACGCACGUGCUGCAGCCGUCCGAUCAUCAGCAAGAGUUAGGUUUGCUGCACGAGUCGAUCCAGUCGAGCUGCGCGUCGUUACAGCAACAGCUGAAGAGCGUCCGGAGGCGACUGCCGCCCGGUGUGCAAUUACACGCGCUACCCAUCGAUUUACAGCUGGUGGAGAGGCUGCGCGGUGAGAGCGCCGUGCGAUUGUGGCGCUGCGCACGCGCCGCAUCGUUGGCGGCCCGCGCCGCGCUGGCGUGCGCCGCCACGGCGGGCGAGCGGGGCGACCCCGCGCCGCUGGCGCACGCGCCGCUGGCCGCCGUCUGGGCCGCCGCGCUCGACAAGGUCUACCAGCAGGACGACCACGGCGCAGUUAAAACUAUCAAGCACGCAUUAUCCACCGUUGCGGCGGAUGUGGGCAAACUGGCUGCCUUUACCCAGGACAAGGAGUACGAUGUCAUGUCUCUCACUAAUGUGGCCUCGGAGAAGCCUACGCCACCGAUAGUGCUGCGCGCUCAGCUGGUUAAGAAGCAGCUGGAGGAGACCAAGACCUUGACGAUCAGACUCGAGAACAAAGAGGCGGAUAUCAAGGAGCUGAGGAAGGCUUUGAAGGCGAAACAAGAAGAACUGUCUGAGAUGCAAAUACGCCGUGAACUCGGCGAGAGGAAACUCGCCUCAGCAGCGAGGGAUGCGGAGGUGCGCGCUCAGCAGCUGCAGCGACGACUGGACGACGCGCAAAACCAGCUCAAGAGAAAAGAGAAAGAAUUCGAGGAAACAAUGGAUCAUCUUCAACAAGAUAUCGACUCGCUCGAAAGCGAGCGAGGCGCGUUACGCGACAAACUUAAGUUGUACGCCAAGAGAGGCACGCACCACGCCAUGGCGUCGCCAGUCGCGGUCCGGGAUUACACACAGGAGGCGCCGGUAAAGGUAGCUUCGGGCAUCGCAGCUGGAGAGGUGAACGAAGCUCUGCAGCAUCAGCUCAAAGUACUCAGCUGGACGGUGGAGCGCGAGCGCAGCGCCCGCGCGGCGGCGUGCGCCCGCGCCGAGCGCGCCGCCCUGCGCGCGCUGCGGCCGCUGCACCACCCCGCCGCGCCCGCCGCCGCGCUGCGCCGCCGCGCCGCCGCCGCGCUGGAGCUGCGCCUGGCGCGGCUGCACGCCGAAUGGACCCUAUUCGUCGCCAAGUCCGGUCUGGUCAAGUUCCCCGAAGAGCCGAGUAAAUACGCGAAAGCGCUGGAACAACACAAGGAAAAGCAGAAAGAGAUUAGACGGCAGUUGGAAGAGAAGCUAGUGGCCAUCCAGGCGGAGGUCCGGGGUCUGGUGGCUGUACAUCGUCCCUGGCGCUGUGUGGAGGCAGACUUCACGGAGUUCCCCGCUCCAGAACUGACAGCGGCACUAACCGGUAAAGCGAUCGACAUUGGUACAAUAAAGUAUCCAGCAUCUGAAUCCGUUCAAGAUGACACCAUCUACGUCACUCCGACACAGCUGGCAAAAUUACGUGAAAUCGUCUCUGAACUACAAUCAGACGAUGUUCAGCUAGAUUUGAAACCGCUCGAUCAAACUGUCUGCGCGGCCUGAGGAGAGAAGUAAAGUAGGAGAAAUAGAGAGAGAGUGAGAAGAGAAUGUAAGGGAGAUGAGAGAGAUCGUAUUAGCUUUAUUUAUAGAGCUGCAAACAAAAAUGACAGCUGUGUCCGAGUUUAAUUGAUUAAAAUUAGUAGUGAAA